GCAGCAGGAGUGUCUUCUAGACGCGGCCGAAAUCAGCUCUCAGACAACAGAUCCAUUCAACUACGUCCGCCGGUCUCAUUCUCCGGUCGCCAGCCUUACCUCACGCAGACGCCAGAAUAUGUCUCCUCAAGGUUCGCCUCGACCUUCUGCGAGGGCGCGUUAUUUAUCGAGGCAGGAUAUUAUAAUUGAACGUCGGCACUCGCACGAUUCGACGGGCCUGGGCCAUUAUGCCCGCAGAAGGCUCUCCAUCGCCACAGCUCUCUAUUUAACCCCUGCCAGCGUCUCUUAUGCCGAUAUCAACGACAUGCCGCGCGACAUCUUGUCCGAGAUAUUCGUGCACACCUUGCCGGAAUGCGUAACGGACACGAUGGUCGACUUUCGCUCGCAGUCUCUCAUCAUCAGCCAAGUCUGUCGGUACUGGAGAGACGUUGCGAUCAAACUUCCGAGCUUAUGGCGGCUGAUAUCCUUGUUUGGGUGCCCGGACGCACACCACCACCGCUCCCUCGAGCUCGCCCGGAUAUUCGUGGAUAGAUCGCGUGGUACGGAGCUACGCUUCGAAUAUUGCGACAUCGAGGCAAUUUACCUGCGCGAUCGAGGCAGAGGGAUAGCGAAUGUCACCUUUGCCCCUCGCGGUGGACUUGUGAACACCCCUGCGAACGAGCGCUGCCCCUGCGUCCUCGAUUUCAUGAUCUCGCACAUCGCAGUGACACGCACGCUGGAGCUCACCGUCGGGCACGCGUCCUGUCAGCGGCUUGCGAGCCUGCCACCGGCAGCAGCUUCAAUGUUGCGCGGCAUCUCUGUCUCGUUCCUGGAGGGAGGAAACGCUCCGCACACAUUAGCGCGCCUGUAUGGCACUGCGCCUCAGCUUGCGCACUUCGCUAGGACUACCUCUGUGCCGGCAUUGGCGCUGCUACCGCCCGGUCCAACAGAUGUACCGUGGCGUCAGCUUGUCACCGCGCAUAUCUCUGACUCGUCCAUCCCCUAUAGUCAAUUCCUCGAAAUCGUGGCUACUGCACCGCUUCUGGCGACGCUGCGAGCUCAACUCUGCCUCGAUAGCUUCCAUGCUACCCACCCUCCGAGCCCCCCUCAUCCCCGAAUCAUCCAGUCUCGCCUGGAGGAACUCGACAUCUUUAGCCUCGCUCCGCUCGAUGUGAUCUUCAGUUCUCUCCAACUGCCUUCCCUGCGGCGCCUGACACUACGGUCGGUCGGCAGGCGCAUACAUUCUCCUCCGGUUGGAGCUUGGCCCUGUGACGACUUGCAAACCCUCAGCCACUUCAUCGAGGGAAUAACACCAGGACUCAUGGUCUUGCGUCUGCUCCCUAGCAACGACAUCUCGCAAGGCGAUCUGAUCACCCUACUUCGAAAGGCCCAGAUGGCCACUCUCACGGAGCUCGAGCUAUUGAGGGGGCCUGUCGCUUCAGACGCCCUGUUUACCCAACUAGAUCCAGAAUAUGGGCCGCCGCUCCUACCUCGCGUACAGAGAUUGACGCUGGCUGAAUGCAACACCACGGACGGAGCUAUUGGGAAUAUGCUGGCAUCGCGCUGCCGGCUCGGGUAUCCUCUUCGCAUGUUGAGGAUCCGAACCCACCUGGACGAGAUGGAUAGGUAUCACAAGGAUAAACGGAUGUUUCAGUCCCUCGAAGAACAGUAUGGCAUGCGCGUAGACUAUCCAGGGUCAAGGGCAUGGUUGGAGGCACUCAAAGCGACUUCAGCCGCUCGUCGGAAAGGUAGAUUAUGAGCCCCCAGCACUCCUCAAAUAUUACUCAGUACGCUCCUCAUAUGUGGUCCAGGCAGAUUUCGCGAUCCAUCACACUGGCAUCCGCUGAACGCAUGUUCCAACGCUUGGGCCCGAUUGUCUUUGUACCAUGUAUCGUUGAAGACUAUUUACAUCGUGCCAGCAGCACCCUUGCUGGACACGUGCUUGAGCAAUCGGGAAAAGCUCAGCUCGUCAGCACACAGGGCAGACUGGGCAGGAGUAGCGUAUGCGAAGUGAAUCUGCUACAGUUCCGGG
Schizophyllum commune H4-8 is the source of this 2011-nucleotide messenger RNA. RefSeq lists its product as uncharacterized. Gene Ontology annotation, molecular function: protein binding. Lineage: Eukaryota; Fungi; Basidiomycota; Agaricomycetes; Agaricales; Schizophyllaceae. The record is from RefSeq and is a predicted model, not a curated record. The transcript has 2 exons. Bases 119 to 1738 code for a protein of 539 amino acids.